UAAAGCCGCAUGCCAAACAAAAGUCACGCAUCACACAUAUACAAAGCACAACUGGAUAGGAUAGGCACAACAAAUUAAACACCCUGAUAAUGCAAGAGGGGCUGAUGACCACGAUGAUCAGAGCCCAAGAACCCAUCUCCAAUAUUUCUUCUCAUCAUCCCACCUGGAAACUGUACGAGAAUCCCUUUUACAUCAAUCCCCACAACAACAACAACAAUAAUAAUCAUAGUUCCCCUGUCAUCAAACCCCAAAACAACCAAAUUCAUCGUCUACAUCUCCCCAUCUCUGCGCGCAAAAUCGCGGCAUCUUUCUGGGAUUUAACGUUUGUAAAAUCUUCUUACAUGGUAUCAGAGCUUGAGGCGGCCCGGGCCCAGAUCCUGGAGCUGAAGGCCGAGCUAGAACUCGAGCGCAAGAGCCGCAAGAAAGUGGAGUCCACGAACAAGAAGUUGGCCCAAGAGCUCUCCGAGGAGAGGAAACACAAGGACACAAUGCAGAGGAUGUUAAACCGCCUCGCCACCGAGGCGUCAUCGGAAAAGGCUCAGAUCAAGCAGGUGAAGAAGGAGAUGGAGGAAGAGCGAAAGAUGCUCCGCGUGGCGGAGGUUUUAAGGGAAGAGAGAGUUCAAAUGAAGCUCUCAGAGGCCAAGUUUUUGUUCGAGGAAAAAAUGAUGGAACUGGAGAAUCUCCACCUCGAAAAACCUCCAAAAUCUCCCGACAAGACUCGAGACAACAACGUUAGCCGCACACAAAACAUUCCAACAUCCUCUGUUUCCUGUUCUUCUAACCAGAACAGAGCAGUGGUGAUCAAUAAUAAUCCAAGAAAAGCUUCUCCUGAGCCAGAAAACCCACACAUCAAAAGAGGGAUCAAAGGAUUCGUGGAGUUUCCGAAGGUGGUUAAAGCAAUCGGAUCAAAAAGCAGGCAGUUGAGCACAAAGUUGGAGUGUCAGAAAGCACAGUUAAGGUUGCUUCUCAAACAGAAAAAUCCUGUUCGAUCCAACAUUGACCUUCUCACAACCUAAUUAUAAGUUUGCUGCAGGUUUUAGUCUAUGCACUUUUUGAUCGGUUGAUGUUUUGCUGUUUCAAGUUUUACAGUGUUUUCUUAGGGAAUCAUCAUACAGUGUUUGCCUUAGUAUACAUAUUUUUGUGAUUGUAAUUGAUGUAAAAUAGGCAUGUUAUAUGAGGUUUGUUACUGGGAACCUUUCAGUUUCUUAUGAAUUUCAUGUUGGUUUAUGUAUUAAAAUGUGAUAAAUAGAAUAAAAGAAUUUAUAUAGUAUUAUAAA
This is a messenger RNA of Ipomoea triloba (trilobed morning glory), 1277 nucleotides long. RefSeq names its product protein BRANCHLESS TRICHOME-like. The record is from RefSeq and is a predicted model, not a curated record. The transcript has a single exon. Lineage: Eukaryota; Viridiplantae; Streptophyta; Magnoliopsida; Solanales; Convolvulaceae. The coding region runs from base 90 to 1016 and encodes 308 amino acids.